This is a messenger RNA of Protopolystoma xenopodis, 597 nucleotides long. The record is from the annotation of a GenBank genome assembly. NCBI's taxonomy places the organism in Eukaryota, Metazoa, Platyhelminthes, Monogenea, Polystomatidea, Polystomatidae.
UGUCUCCGUAAAUGGGGCUAUCGUCGUUGUGAGGACAUAUGCUGGAUUAAGACAAAUCGAGGUCACCGAGUCUCAGGCUCUGUGGCUUCUAGCGACAAUGGUAUUCUCACUACUGGUCAGCCAGGUCCAUCCUUGCCUGGCGGCAAGGGGGUCUCCUCAGAAACAAUUAACAAUAUUUCGGCAGAAUCAAUUUCCAUGAGUGGUGUGAGCAGACGAGGCCAGCAACGACAAUUGGAGCCUGGUGCUGUUUUCCAGCGUACUAAGGAACAUUGCCUAAUGGGAAUAAAGGGUACUGUAAGAAGGUCUACAGACGGCGAUUUCAUCCACGCUAACAUCGACAUUGAUCUUAUAAUUGAGGAGGGUGAUGGCUCUGUUAGCGGUGGAUCUGAUGUCUCUGGAGGAGCCUGCGGGGGCUCAGGUGUCCCGGAUAUAAAAGCCAGAGGCAUUGCUGGUUGCGGUGGGACUGGAGAAACCCUAGGCUUAGGUGGCUCACGCGAGAAGCCUACGGAGAUAUUCCAUAUAAUAGAGCAUUUCUGCUUGGGUCGGCGACGCUUACAUAUUUUCGGGCGAGAUAGCACUCUCCGAUCCGUGAGUUAA